GUGAGGCGGCGGCAAGAUGGCGGAGGCGGAGGCGGCAGCUGGAAGUGGGGGGAGUCCCGCGCUGUCCUCGGGCGGGGAAGAGCCACCGACGGGCCUCGAGUCGCCGGCGGAGGAGGCGGCGUCGGCGGGGCCGAGCACGGGGUUUCGGCUGACGGCCGUGCGGCGGGAGCCGGCCGUGCGGCUGCAGCACGGCGUGAGCGGGCUGGAGCCGCUGGCCUGGUCCGAGGACCACCGGGUGUCGGUGAGCACGGCCCGGAGCAUCGCCGUGCUGGAGCAGCUCAGCGACAUUCACAGCGGCGGGCAGGAGCUGGUCAUCCACCGCACGGCCGUGCCCGCGCCCGCCGCGGGCUGCCUGCUCAAGGUUGGUUCAAAAAAGGAGGUUGCAGAAUGUAAGGAAAAGUUUGCAAGCUCUAAGGAUCCAACUGUUAGUCAAACCUUUAUGCUAGAUAGAGUAUUCAACCCUGAAGGAAAGUCACUACCACCUAUGCGAGGAUUCAAAUAUUCCAGCUGGUCUCCACUGGGCUGUGAUGCUAAUGGAAGAUGCCUUCUGGCUGCUCUAACCAUGGACAAUAGAUUAACCAUCCAUGCUAAUCUUAACAGACUACAGUGGGUGCAGCUGGUUGAUCUGACAGAGAUUUAUGGGGAGCGUCUGUAUGAAACCAGUUACAAACUUUCGAAGGUUGAGACCCCCAGAGGAGAACUAGGGGACUUUGCAGAAUUUCAGAGACGGCAUAGCAUGCAGACUCCAGUCCGUAUGGAGUGGUCAGGUAUCUGCACCACCCAGCAGGUGAAACACAACAAUGAAUGCCGAGAUGUUGGCAGUGUACUCCUAGCCGUACUCUUUGAAAACGGAAACAUUGCCGUUUGGCAAUUUCAGCUUCCUUUUGUGGGUAAGGAAUCCAUCACUUCUUGCAAUACCAUAGAGUCAGGAAUAAAUUCCCCUAGCGUCUUGUCUUGGUGGGAAUACGAACACAACAACCGAAAGAUGAGUGGACUCAUUGUAGGGAGUGCUUUUGGACCAGUUAAAAUCCUUCCUGUCAACUUAAAAGCAGUUAAAGGCUACUUCACGCUCAGGCAACCUGUUGUCUUAUGGCAAGAAAUGGACCAGUUGCCAGUACACAGUAUCAAAUGUAUUCCUCUCUACCAUCCUUACCAGAAAUGUAGCUGUAGCUUAGUAGUGGCUGCAAGAGGAUCUUAUGUGUUUUGGUGUCUUCUCUUGAUAUCCAAAGCAGGUCUGAAUGUCCAUAAUUCCCAUGUGACAGGGCUUCACUCUUUACCAAUUGUAUCCAUGACUGCGGAUAAACAGAAUGGCACAGUAUACACAUGCUCAAGUGACGGAAAGGUAAGGCAACUCAUUCCCAUCUUCACAGAUGUUGCAUUAAAGUUUGAGCAUCAGCUUAUUAAGCUGUCUGAAGUGUUUGGCUCUGUGCGGACUCACGGGAUAGCUGUAAGCCCAUGUGGCGCAUACCUAGCAGUUAUUACAACAGAGGGUAUGACCAACGGCCUUCACCCUGUAAACAAAAACUAUCAAGUUCAAUUUGUAACUCUCAAAACAUUUGAGGAGGCAGCUGCUCAGCUCUUGGAGUCUUCUGUGCAAAAUCUUUUCAGACAAGUGGACCUGACAGACCUUGUGCGCUGGAAGAUUUUGAAGGAUAAGCAUAUCCCUCAAUUCUUACAAGAAGCCUUGGAUAAAAAGAUUGAGAGCUGUGGAUCUACUUACUUUUGGCGUUUUAAACUAUUCCUCUUGAGAAUUUUGUACCAGUCAAUGCAGAAAACUCCGUCUGAGGUCAUGUGGAGGCCUUCACAUGAGGACACAAAAGUAUUAAUAUCGGAUUCCCCUGGGAUGGGGAGUACUGAGGAUGAUCAUCAAGAAGAGGGAACUUCAAAACAGGCCAGCAAGCAGAGUUUGUGUGAAGUGAGCAAAGGAAGAGACCCAGAUGAUCCAGCAGAUGACACUCUUGUCCACUCAAGUGACAUAGGAGGACAUGAGCCAAUGGAAGAGAAGCUCCUUGAAAUACAGGCACGAAUUGAAGCAGUAGAAAUGCACUUGACACGGGAACACAUGAAGCGAGUGUUGGGAGAAGUCUACUUGCAUACAUGGAUUACAGAGAACACCAGCAUUCCUACCAGAGGAGUCUGUGACUUCUUAAUGUCUGAUGAAGGCUAUGAUGACAGAACAGCACGAGUGCUGAUUGGACAUAUCUUAAAGAAAAUGAACAAACAGACUUUCCCGGAGCACUGCAGCUUGUGUAAAGAGAUCCUGCCAUUCACAGAUCGCAAACAGGCAGUCUGCUCCAAUGGCCACAUUUGGCUCAGGUGCUUUUUAACCUACCAGUCCUGCCAGAGUUUGGUAUACAGAAGGUGUCUGCUUCAUGACAGCAUUGCACGGCAUCCAACCCCAGAAGAUCCUGAAUGGAUCAAGAGGUUAUUGCAAGGACCUUGUACUUUCUGUGAUUCUCCUGUGUUCUAGAGAAAGCUGUGGGAAGCUUGAAGACCUUUUCUCUACUGCAUAAGACUCCAUUCAGUCUGGAAAGAGGCAGAAGGUGCAGGAGCAUAUACAUUUUACUGAAGGCAGAAGACACUGUUCCUAACCCUGUAAAUAGAGCACUUGACGUUCAAGAAGCUCAGUAGUGUAAUGACCCAUUUCAUACUCCAGAAAUGAGAGCAUCCUCUGAAUACCUAGCACAAGGGAUUUAUGGAGCAAUUUUGAGGCAACCAUGGACCCUGUUAAAGCAUCAGCAUUUGAUUGGAUAAAUUUCCUUUUAUUGAAAGAUCAGAAAUCUGAGAAGGAUGCAGCCUGAAUACCAUCUCUGGUGAAAACUGGAUGCUUUUCUCAAGGGUGAGAGCAUCCCAGCAGGUAGAAUGCAGGAGGCACUUCUUGAACAGUCUUAGUGGGAAGAGGGCUUCAGUCUCCAGUGCUCCUGUUUGUUUGCUUAAUGAGUACUGGCACUCACUGUACCACAGAAUAUUAAACUAUCAGAAAUAAUGUGUGAUUCUAAUAUAUUUAAGUGACCUGCAUGUCAAUUUUAGCCACUUGAGAGAAGUCAGCCACUGCAUUAGAUGUUUCACUCCAUAACUAGCAAAAUAAUUCCUGGUAUUUCUCAGGGUUUGGGGGGAAAAAUUGCAGUCAGAAAGCUAAAAUUGGCAGCUUGUGCCAAAUAUGGAUCAAGAGGAAGUUUUUAAAUUCUAAUGGUUAUAAGUAAACAAUAUUAGCAUUUAUAUAUUCCAUGUCAGAGACCCAACUCUAAAAUGUAUAAUAUCUGGUGAUCAAAUCUCCUUAUCCUUUUCUGAAAUACGUUUUAACCAUUUACCACACUUGUGCUAACACCUGAUCUCUUCAGUUCAUUUCACACACUGUCAACAGGUACCAUGCUCCCCUCCUAUAUAACCCAGUAAUCACCACUUUUCCUUCCCUCCAAUCAGGCAGUGGGAUUCUCUUCAAAAGCAUUGCAAUAACUUGACCCAAAACCAGUCAUUUCUGGUUGUCAUUUGGUUUUCUUAAACUGGCUUUUUAUAGUAAAUAGAGUAUAAAAGAGAAGUAUUAAAUUAGAUGGGAAAUAUCUAACCAAAACUUUCAGAGUUUGGUGAAGCUGUUCUGAGAUAGUUAUAAAAUAAAAGGUGAUUAUAUCAGGCAUUCAGAAACGUGUGUGAAUUAUCCUGGUGGAACCCCUGUUUGUCACUGUCACUGAAAUAGUGUUUUCUUUGACUGUCCCACUGGAUAAUUGUCCUUUCUGCCUUUGGGACCCAACUUAUGUGGGGGACAUUUCCUUUUCAACUUUCUACAAAGUGCCAGAGGAAUAAUAAUUCCAAAAUGAGUUUCUGUCAUUAGAAUCCAUCUUGUCUGGUUAAGAACCAUUUUCUCAGGCCAUCCAAAAUUCUUUGUUUCUACUCAAAAAUGCCAGUCCACUAGAUGCUCCCUGGAAAAAAAAGAUUUUUAGUUUUGUUUGUGGAAUGCAUGAUGUGUAAAAUUCACUUCUCCAGGCUUCUUAUUGUGUGGGAAGCAAGAGUGUGAAUCUAUGGCGCACCAGCUUGUUAUGCAUUAACAUUUUAUGUGGACUCUGUUACAGAGCACAAAUACUGUAUUAGGUAUUUGAGAGCAGCAAGGAAUUAUCCAGACAGUAUUCAACAAAUGCAUGUGUGGAUUGAUGCUUAAGUUUUCUUGACUUAAUGACUAUGCACAUUUUCCUAUUGUUCCUUUACCCUUACUAGGAGCAGUCACAUCUCAAUUCAUAUUCAAACAAGCCAGCUGCCUUUACAUUUCAAUGUUUCAUGUGUUGAGCAUGAUAGUGCUCCUACAAUAGACAAUUCUAAUAAUUCAGAAGAUUAGAAAACCAUAAGCACAGAUAGGUUCAUUUGUAAAAUAACCAUAGCCUUGUCUGUAAAUAUCCCUGGGAGUGAUACCAUACUUGUAUUAAAGAAAUGUUUAGUUUUUUAUUGGUGUGCAUUACAAAUUGAAAUAAACUUAGUGGUAUAUUUGCAAAGAGAGUUUGUAGCUCCCAGUGUCAGCUAGCAAAGCAAGCAAUGGAAAACCAUUGUCAGUUGGAAUGCUCAGAGUUGAACUGACAUCUGUUGUAUGCACAGUUCGAGGCAAGUACCAAGGUUGUGCCUGUGGUAGGAUUCCUUUCCCUUCUCAGAUGCUACCUAACUCUCCCUUCCCUGGGGAAACAAGUGCAUCAUUUUUAAUCCAAUCUGAAUGCUGUGAUAGUCUAGGGUUGGUGGUGGGUAAUGGCCUUGCGAAGUAAAGCUUUAUAGGCUCUUGUAAAAAACAGUGCUAAUCAACUGGUCCUAGUCGAAUAUUCUGUUGCCCUUCUGAAAUAAUUCUAAUCAUGGGGAGGGUUAGAGGAGCUUUUAAAAAAAUUAUAUAAAUGAAAUCUAAUUUUUCUGAUAAAUUUGUUUUUUAAUCUCUGUUUCAGGCUUAGUGGUUGUAAAAUCUACUGGUCCACUGAAGUAUUUCUAGGUCUGGCAGACCAGAAGGUAUUAGACCUAAACUCAUUAUUCUGAUUACUGACUUGCUUUAAUUAUGGUAUAAUUUUAGCAGCUGUUCUCUCAAACUGCCCUAGCUAGAACCUAAUGCUUUAUAUACUUGGAAGGUAAGAGUCCAAGCUACUUUCAGCAUUGGUGUUUAGCUUCAGAAAUUUUCAAGGUAGUGGACACUCAAAUUAGAUUAAUUUGGUGGUUGUACAUGGUGGCAGUUGAGAUGAUGAGAUUUUAAAGUCUUCCCACAACCUGCAAGUUUAUAUGCCACUGGAUAGCUGAGAGUCUCAGAUUUCCUUAUGGAAACAGCUUUUGUUUCUUAUUGCUCUGGGUCAAGAGGUACUGUGGGUUUUAAAGCCAUGUCAUUUUUUUUGGCAAUUAGUUGAGAGCUGAAUAAAAUAGCAAGUUUCAGACCAGUAGUGUCCCACUGGAUUUUUUUUCCCUCCCUCCCUCACCUACCUUCUCAGAACUUCCCUCUAGUGAAAUAACUUGUAGCUGUUGAGUAGUGCCCAUCACUUGUCAUUCUAGGAAUAGGUUUAGUCCUGUUUCUCUAGUGUAUUGAAACAACCUGCAGAACCUACAUCAACACCCUAAGCAUUGCUCUUCCUAAAUACAUUAUUGUGGAAUAGUCUCUCUCCCUGGAACAUUUAACAGUAGACUGGACAGAGUACCAGUUCAAUAGGGAACAGUCUUGCACAAGAACUGCUCUCCUCUGAGAGGGUGCUUGGCAUUGUCCCCAGCAGCUCAUGGGAGCACUACACAAUUCCAAAAUGAGACACAGGGGAAUGGAACAGUCAUUGUCUCAACUAUAGUCUGAGGAGCCCUUCCUGGGAGUCUGCAAGAUGAGAGCAAGCAGCUGGGGAGAGGCCAUAUGUAUCUCUCCGCUCCAUACUGUGAUUGUGCUGACAUGUAGCAAAUACAAUCAGCAGUGUGGGGCUUGCACACCUGGCUGUGUAACUUUGCUGUGGCACAUGUUGUCUUAGUGGAUUCCUCUGGAACCAUUCUGUGAUUAAAGCAUGUGUAUGCAGCAGAGCAAAUGUGUUGGAGUAUGAAAUCAUGGUAGUCUGACUGAAACAUGGCUGAAGUGAUCAGUACUCAGCCACCAUCCUUUUUAACUAACAGUUGAAUGAAAUGUAGAAGAAACUCCAUGGGACUAGCACCCAGAUACCAUGGUUAUGAGUGUGGUAGAUUCAUAAGGCUAGAUUGGUCCUUCCUGGGGAAAAAUGCUAUACAAGCUGUGGGGAGGAGGGGGCGGGGAGGGGAAAGGUGUUCUUUGCAGAGAUCCCCUCACCUUGUUCUCUUGCAGGGGUGGGAGACAGGAUUUGCCCCCUCAUGGCAGAAUUGUGUCUGAGGAUGGUAUUUCUACUCUACAAAACACAGAUUCUUGUACUGCUUUAUCUUUGGGAUUUCAGUUUUUUAAACCAAUCUGUGGUUUCUUAAAGCAGUGGUUUUCAACCAUUUUUCAUUUCCUGGCCCCUAAAAAAUUUCAGUGGAGGUGUGCACCCCUUUGGAAAUCUUUGACAUAGUUGUGGCCCCCCAGAUGUCCACGGACUACUGGUUGAAAAUCACUGCCUUAAAGGUAAAGUCUGGUAUUGGCACCCAGUUUUUGUUGUGUGAGAAACUUGGUGUCCUAAGCUAACAUUUGUAAAAGCACCUAAGCCCCUUUGAAAGUUAAUGGACUGAGGUUCUUUUGAAAUUUGUACCUCUAAUGCUGAAGCGAGGACCUGCCUUUGCAAUGAAAGUGGAUGCUUGAAGGUUCUAGUAGACUGUCUCCCAGCUUUUUGUUAUAAAGACACUAAACUUGGAGCUCCCAAAUCUGACUUAUAAUUGAGAGGCCCAUUUCAAAUGUAACUUGCCAUCAUCUAAAACUGACUAAAUAAUAUUUCAGGACCAGCCGAGAUACUAUAAGCUGGAGUCACUGCAUUGCACUUAAAAUACAAUACAGAAGGUGAUGCACAGACAGACUUAAGUUGUUUGCUGUUGUGUUUGGGGAUUGAUUAGGGGAGAUAUAUAUUGAGAUAGAUAGAUAUCUAUAUAUAUAUAGAUCUAUCACCUACUCUCUGCCUCAAGUUAAUCUGUCAUGAUCCUUGAUAAGGAAUAGCUUCUUAUGCCUCUAACUACUAAGAUUCAUACGGACAUCAAUCUUCCAUCCUGACCUCAAGCAAUUCCUACCUAACUGGUGUGUAUGCCAGGAUACUGGGGUGUUCUCACGGUUGAAAAUUAUUGGAACUGCUGAAGAAGCUAGUAGUUACUAGUGCAACUGUUUUCCCCAAGCCUUGCCUUGCCUGUAGUUUGAGGCUAUUCACAGUGUACUGUGAGUUUAAUACAUAAUAGACAGUACACUGGGUUAAUUGGAUUAAAACUGUGUAAACGGGUAAUUAAAUACUGAACAAUAUAUUCUUAUUGUGGUAAGACUAAUGGGAGCUUACAGAGCGGCUAAAUCCUCUUCUGUUGGUGCUAGCUAAGAAAUCCAAACUGCUAUGAUGGAUUCACAAACGGGUUCUGGAAAGGCACUGACUGUCCGGAUUUGUGAUAAUUUGGUGCAUAAACCUCUUCUCUUAUAGCUGUCAAAGCACCAUCACUCAUGUUGUGGUGGAAAGCUGGAGUGGCAGUGACUGGCUCCAGUGCUCCAAUCCAUCCUUGGAUGUCAGGAUCAGUAGCAAUGGAAAGCACUUAUUUUUAUACCAGCCCCAUCCAGUGGUUGAGUAUUAAUUCUUCUCUCCAUUGUUUCCUUACAUUUAAAAGUAAUUGAAUAUAAAUAAAAAAUAGUCUAGAAAGAGCCUGUUUUUAAAUGCCCCCUUCCAGGCUGCUAGUUCUGCUGUACAUCACUGGUUUUUCCUGCAAGACUAUGUUAGUGCUUGUUCAUGGAUUUCUAACAAACCCAAUAAACGUUUCUCAGCAUAUUAUGUGAAUUUCCCUUGUGGCUCAUGUAUCAUAUAGUGACUUUACACUCAGUGUGUUGAUACCCAUUUAUUUUGUCAUUACUGCUAAGGAUUUCUUGAGAGAAGAGUUAAAUGUGAAUUUUGAUAGUCCUAGUUGAUGUCUGUAUUUAUAUACCUCUACAAAUUUCAGAUCUCUUUUGUGCUGUCCUUAUGCCCAAAAUAAAAUUGAGGACUAGUUAGUGCAAGAGAUUAGUAGCAUCCUAAACACACAGUCCUUCUGUCUGCUGUUCUGCAGUUUGUGAAACAGUAGAAUUCUUUAUAGAUGGAAUCACAAAUAUCCUCAGUUGACACCCUUGGGUGUAGCCUCUGCAGAAAGGUCAGGGAAGGUGAACUACCUUCUCUCUCCAUAAGGGGGUUCCUUAUCCUUUUGUGUGGGAGACCGGCACUACCCAAACUACUGCUCUUAUGUCAAAAUGUAGGAUUUUUAGGCUCAAAUACUUCAAUCAUGCAUCUCGUAGAGGCACAGAAAAAACAGCGAAAAGCAAGUCUACUAAAACAAACCCCCAGGUCUCAUAAUUGUGUGUUGGUCAGCUUCUUAGAGAGCAGGGCACUCCUAACCACACUAUCCUGUGUCCUUUUUUGAAUGGAGCGGCCAGGCGUUUCAGUGGAACAACGCCAUAUGUGACUUUACACUGUGCUUGCUGUAAUGAAUCAAGAAACAGCUGCUAGUUUGUUUUACCUGCCAGCCUUCACUGUCUUCAUUAUGAGUUUCAAUUGUCCAUUCAUUCUGGUAGCCACCUUCUGCUUUAAAAGGUCAUAUAUUUCCUGGAAGGUAGUAAACAUGCAAACCUUGCUAGAUUCAAGCACUAAAUCUGGUUUGUAUUAUCUUUUUGCAGCUGGGAAUGGGAAUAACGUACUCAUCCUUUUAACCCUCAAAGUCAGAUUUAGAGGUAAGACCUAAAUAAUAAUUUAGAAGUAAAACAGAUUUAAAGUUGUAGGUACUUGGUUAAUAAAAAUGAAAUUGUCUGAGUAGCUAUUGGAUUUCUUUUCUACCCUUUAAAAUUUCCAGUCUAAAGUAUUUCUGGAAGCCUCCUUUUCAGGCCUGGUCAAAACACACAAAUUGGACCAGUUUUUAAUUGAAUCAGUUUAAAACUGAUGCAAACCAAUGGUUUAGCUUGCAUUGGUAGAUUUACACUGGUACAUUUUUAACUGAUAAAGUUGCCCUGAUUUUACAUAAACAAGCAGAGCUUAUAUGUGGAGCUAGGGACUUCAUCAGCUUUGUGUAGUCUAGGAAUCUAAAGUUCCCUUAAGGAUGCUAGAGUCCAGUUGAAAUGCAGAGUAGGGCUGACAAGAAAACAAGGUUUCCAUGUUGUGAAAAAUGGAGGGUUUGGAAUUUUUGUUCUUGUGGGAAUGAAAUCUAGCUUUUGCGAAGCUUUUCACGGAAAAUGAGAUGCACACCCCUGUGUAGCCAAUGGUCCGGUGCACUCACCUGGGAUGUGGGAGACCCAGAUUGAGAAGGGCCUAGAUCCUGGGCCUCCCACAUCUCAGGUGGGUGCCCUCAUCACUAAGGUGUAGAGUGUGUCUCUCCCACAACCUCCUGUUGAAGCGGUUCCACUUCAUAUGACUAAUUAUUCACUGGGCCAGAAAAACUGACUCUAUAGCCCAGUGGCUAGGGUACACUACUGGGAUGGGGAAGAGACAGGGUCAAACCCUGGCUUGAAUUCAGGCAGCAGACCCCUCUCCUGAUUUUGAUAAAACUUGUUCGUCAGGUAUAGCAUUUCUAAGCAAACAGAGACACUACCGAACAAGCAAUACCCUAAUGGUUGGGCUAUGGAAGAGCCAGAUUCAAGUCCCUGCUCUGCCUGAAUCAGACCUAAUGAAAGUUUGAUCAAAACAGGUAUGUCUCCACAACAUUUCAGUUUUGAGAAUUGGCAUUUUCCAGUAAGUUUCAGCUAAAUUCCCUGCUCUAAUACAGAAUGCAUCUGGAAUUUAGGCUGUGUAAACCUCAAGCCUGGCUAGUUCCUUUCAUGUAUCACAAACUAAUGUAUACCCAGAACUAUGUACAGUGAUCUAUUGUCUGCAAUAAACUGUAGUGAAGCAGGGCUAUGUGUAAAUGUUUUAAUUGAAAUUAACACCUAUCCUAAUCCUAAACUCUACGUUUGGUGUUAAAUUGUACAAAGCAUGUAUGAAUAUUUUUACACUGGAAAUGUUCCCAGACCCUCAGCAUCAGGUUGUACAUCAUUUUUACGAGUGGGACAUGGGGCUUUUCACCAUUUUUACUUAGUGUUAAAAACUAAAGCUUGUAAUCUUAAUUCAAAAGAUCCGGAGCCCCUGCCACUUUAGAUUUUGUAUGUGUGAUCUAUUUACUGCCUUUGAUGUGGCAUCUGACCGCGUACGCAGCCGGUGUUGCUUUCACUGCUGAAUGCAGCCACCUCUUGGGUGGUACCUGGGUUACUUACUAGUGCUAACUACAGUGCAGGUCAGGGCUAGAAGUGAAGGUUUUCCCUAUGCUAUCGUAGACUUCAGUGGGAUAAGCCAGAAGGUAGAUGAUGGCAGUGGAGUUUCCUCUUCAUAGAGGACCUAACACACUGCUGUUUCCCUUACAGAUGGUGCCAUGUUCAGUCCUGUGGUAUUUUCUUUAUUUAAUACUACUGCCGUUAACUGGUCCUGCAAAGGGAAAGUUGAGGGCAAUGGAAGUGUUCAAAGAGGAGUUCUCAAGUUUUGACACAUUUUUGACCUAAUGAUGGAGCUGGAAGUUAAUUUAUUCAUUGAUCUUUUCAGGCCUAAAGGCCACUUAAAUGCAUUCUGGGGUGGGAACAGUUUAGCUGGCAGGCCACUCAGUUACCAGGCUGAAUGGAAGGAUAUUUGUUAAUCUCUUCAGUUCCUGGAUUUCCCUUGUAUUUCAAAUUCAGCUCAUAAGAGGGUCUGACAAAGUUGCUGUGAAUACUGAUGCUGUGUAUAUGGCACUUUUUGUAAAUGUGAAGCAAACUUGAAUGAUGUGUUUUGUAUACUGCAACAGUAGCAUUGUAAUCCCACCCCUCUUUUUUAUUUCAAAUAAACAAACAGUCUAGUUCUUGUA
Messenger RNA from Caretta caretta (loggerhead turtle), 10935 nucleotides. RefSeq names its product general transcription factor IIIC subunit 4 (gene GTF3C4). Gene Ontology annotation, biological process: transcription initiation at RNA polymerase III promoter. Gene Ontology annotation, cellular component: transcription factor TFIIIC complex. Gene Ontology annotation, molecular function: protein binding; histone acetyltransferase activity. The record is from RefSeq and is a predicted model, not a curated record. Lineage: Eukaryota; Metazoa; Chordata; Testudines; Cheloniidae.